Oncorhynchus mykiss (rainbow trout) is the source of this 2324-nucleotide messenger RNA. RefSeq names its product hydroxymethylbilane synthase a (gene hmbsa). Lineage: Eukaryota; Metazoa; Chordata; Actinopteri; Salmoniformes; Salmonidae. Gene Ontology annotation, cellular component: cytoplasm. The record is from RefSeq and is a predicted model, not a curated record. Gene Ontology annotation, biological process: heme biosynthetic process. Gene Ontology annotation, molecular function: hydroxymethylbilane synthase activity.
CCUGUUGUGCCCACUUUGAUUAAUUUGCUCCCAUUGGAAACGACAGGCUGUGGUCUAUAUUGGUUUAGUUAUAAAAAUCUUUGGCGUGGAAAUCUGAACUAACGCGUUCAAAGUGUCUUGGCCCAUAUGCCAGGAGGGUGGAGGCUAGAGUCUAAGACACUACAGGGCAAGGACACUCAUAGCAGUGCUCUUCACAUACUCCUCACAGACACAUCAUUGUAGAGCCUGAGGAAGAGCUCUCGUCUUUUUUCACCCUUACCAGGAAGAUCCCCCUUUUUAAGUCACCCGAAAGAAUGGAGGAAGGACCUUAUAAGUGUGUUAGAGAUGGAAACGGAACAGUGAAUCGGGUCAUUAGGAUGGGGACCAGGAAGAGCCAGUUGGCUCGCAUCCAGACUGAUUAUGUGGCAGAGAAACUGAAGACACUUUAUCCAGAUGUCCAUCUUGAAAUAGUUGCCAUGUCCACAAUUGGUGACAAAAUCUUGGACACUGCAUUAUCAAAGAUAGGUGAGAAAAGUCUUUUCACAAAGGAGCUCGAGAAUGCUCUGGAGAGGAAUGAGGUAGACCUAGUAGUGCACUCUCUCAAAGACCUCCCUACAACUCUGCCCAAUGGCUUCACUAUAGGAGCAGUGCUUCAGCGUGAAAGCCCACAUGAUGCAGUGGUGCUACAUCCAAAGAACAGUGGACUGACCCUGGACACUUUGCCAGAUGGCAGUGUGAUUGGUACUAGCUCUCUGCGUCGAGCUGCUCAGCUGAAGAAGAGGUUUCCUCAUCUGGAGUUUAAAGACAUUCGAGGUAACCUCAACACUCGUCUGAAGAAGCUGGAUGAAAAGGAGGACUAUGCUGCCAUCAUCCUGGCGGCAGCAGGGCUGAAGAGGAUGGGGUGGGAGGCACGAGUCAGCCAGGUUCUUGGCCCUGAGGACUGUAUGUAUGCUGUUGGCCAGGGUGCCCUUGCCGUGGAGGUGCGGGCGCGAGACUGUGACAUCUUGGAGAUGGUGUCUACCCUGCACCACUCAGAGACUGUGCUGCGCUGCAUAGCAGAGAGGGCCUUUCUCAGACGCCUGGAGGGAGGUUGCAGUGUACCAGUUGCUGUGAACACAGAAGUGAAGGACUCGGUGCUCUCUCUGACUGGUGCUGUGUACAGCCUGGAUGGAGCUGACAGCUUGAAGGAGGCCAUGGAAAUCAGUGUAGACCCAGGAAAUAAGUUAGAGUCGGCGGCAGACAUCCAGCAUGUUGGGGUUACAGCCCACAAUGUGCCUCAGUGUGCCCAGGUAGCAGCUGAGAAGCUGGGGGUGGACCUGGCCGAUCUCCUGCUCAGCAAAGGAGCCAUGGAGAUCCUGACCACUGCUCGGAAACUCAACGACGCACGCUAAGGCCCUCUCUCCACUCCUACAGCGGGUCCCAAUUUGCUCCCUACCCCUUCCUUUGGCUCUCUAACCUUUCGGCCAAGGGGAACAAGUAGGGAGCGGAUUGGGACUGGCUGCCUAACACUGUGCAAGCCAUCGUCAGCAUCCAAGACCAGCAGAAGUCGGCAGGGUCUUGAUAAUGUUUACUCUGAAUAUGUACAGAUUCACCUCAGUUGUAUUGUAUAAGCUAAAUGUAUAUGAUCCUAUUUAUGUAUGAGCUACUACUCUGGGUAAAUACUAGGUGAAAAUUUGUAUAGAUACUGAGGGUUAAGAAUGUACCAAACAAAGAUUUCUGUGAGUAUGACUGACCAACUCCACACACAGUAUUACAACUGAACCGUAUGACAGACACAUCUCAGGCAAGGCCCCUGGCCUUUUUUUAAUCACUUUUCUAAGCAAGAACAAAAUGAUGUUCAAACCUGGAAUAUAUUGACAGCAAGAGAAUGUUGUCACAAGUGAAUAUAUAACUAUCAACUCUUACUGGAAAAUGUAUCAUACCGAUAGUGCCAUGUUUGUAUACAUUAUGUGCUUUCUAUGAAGCCUUCAUAUCUGCUUCAGCUCUAUAAAUACCGACCAGUUGUACGGAGUGAUUAGUGCUUUUUGAGGUCGUUUCAAUUAUUUAAAAGUUAUACAUUAAAUGCAGUAACAGACUAGAACAAAAGUCCCAUGAUGGUGACUGCCCAUCAGUUUGCCAUGUGCCUAUUACUUGUUUGAUAUUUCAUUUGCUGAGCUGCUAUUUUAGUUACUGAAGUGCAUACUUUUGUCUGAAUACCAACUAUCAGGUAGAGCUCAUGUAUCCCUCUUGAAUUAUGUCUGUAGCAGGAGUAAAAGAGAAACAGACCGCGUAUGCGCUCAAUGGAUAAUGGUCAUUGUAGUUAAUUACCUUCUGCGUUAAACUGAAUAAAACUACAACUCCCUAAA